Pseudogymnoascus destructans is the source of this 1073-nucleotide messenger RNA. RefSeq lists its product as uncharacterized. The transcript has 2 exons. Gene Ontology annotation, cellular component: mitochondrial inner membrane peptidase complex. The record is from RefSeq and is a predicted model, not a curated record. Bases 334 to 858 code for a protein of 174 amino acids. Lineage: Eukaryota; Fungi; Ascomycota; Leotiomycetes; Thelebolales; Thelebolaceae.
CCCAUAAACCAACCACCUCCUCCCCUCCUCUAGACACCUCUCCACCCCCUCCUUCCCCGUCCUAACCACAUACACAUGCCUCAACUCCUCCUCCGAGCAACUCAACCGCGUAACAUCAAACCGCCCAUCCACAUCUACCACCAGCGCGACACCUGACCGCGGCGCCGAAACAGCGGUAGACACGAUAUGAUACAACAGCGCCUUGUAGCGCCCACACACGUACAGCUGCCCCCCGCGCCGAUCCCAGAUCUCGUCAAGCUCUGGGAUACCCAGGCGGCCGGGCGCGAUGGUGGGGGGUUGUAGGGAUUUGAGGUCGCGGAAGAGCUGGUUGUGAUGUCAGCCUUGCGCGUUAUCGAUAACGGACUCGUGCGACAACUUCGCAUCACCACCACCACCACCGCGGCGGGAACGAAAAUCGGAAAAGAGAGCAAGGAAAGGGAAAGGGUGUACAUACCUCAUCAAGCGUGCCGACUUCGAUUUCGCCUAGCAACCGCGCUCCCUGCGCCAUCGCCAUCGUUACAACCUACCUUCCUAUCCACUGUCUCCGGCGACAGCACCAGCACCAUCAAAAUGGCACCCCCCGUCGAGACCUGGAGCGCGGCCGAGCUGCCCACGCGCGUGAUGGGCGACGUGAACGGAAAGCGCCGGAAAGGGAUUGAGGGACUGAAGCUGGAAGAAUGCGAGAUGCUGGAGAUACUGCAGUAUUCGUGUGGUAUCCAGGGUUACGGAAAGGGGGAGAUGACGAGGGAGUCGAUUGUGCAGUGUACGACUAUUUCGAGGUUGUUUAGGAGGUGUCAGGAUCGGAAUGGGAGUUUUUUGGUUGAGACGACGGCGUGGGAGGGGGAGAAGAAGAAGUGAGGUUGUGGAGUUGGGGGGGCUGCGGGAGUUUAUAUGGAGAUUUGGCGCAGGUGGGAGGUUUGGGCGAUUCGGUGUUUAUGGAGUUGGCUGGAGUUACUGUGCUUCAGUUACUGGGUUCAAGUUUCAAGAUGGAUAUCACACAGCAAUAACAGCGACUCUUUUACAGAUGAUACACAAGAGAUCCUCAGACCUUUUAUUUGUUGAUAAUGUGGGAU